UUUAAUUGGAGCGCUUUAUUUCACUGCAGCCAAUCCGUGCUGCUCCAACCCGUGCCAGAACAGAGGAGUAUGUAUGACGACGGGAUUCGAUCGAUACGAAUGUGACUGUACGAGGACGGGAUUUUACGGGGAAAACUGCACAACACCGGAGUUCUUCACGUGGCUGAAGCUAACGCUGAAACCUGCACCAAAUACCGUCCACUACAUUCUCACCCACUUCAAGGGCGCCUGGAAUAUCAUCAACAACAUUCCCUUCUUGCGUGACACUAUUAUGAGAUACGUGCUCACCUCAAGAUCACAUUUGAUUGACAGCCCACCAACUUACAAUAGUGACUAUAAUUACAAAAGCUGGGAAGCAUAUUCCAAUCUCUCCUAUUACACAAGAAGCCUUCCACCAGUAGGACAUGACUGCCCAACACCAAUGGGUGUUAAAGGUAAGAAAGAGCUCCCAGACUCAAAGCUGAUUGUGGAGAAAUUCUUGCUGAGGAAAAAAUUUAUUCCUGACCCACAAGGCACAAAUGUGAUGUUCACAUUCUUUGCUCAGCAUUUCACUCAUCAGUUCUUUAAGACGGACCAGAAGAAAGGACCUGGCUUCACCAAAGCUCUUGGCCAUGGGGUUGACUUGAACCACAUUUAUGGAGAGACUCUGGAGAGACAACUUAAACUGAGACUUCUUAAGGAUGGAAAGCUAAAAUACCAGAUAAUUGAUGGGGAAAUGUAUCCACCCACAGUGAAGGACACUCAGGCAGAAAUGUUAUACCCACCUCACAUUCCUGAACACUUGCAGUUUUCUGUUGGGCAGGAGGUGUUUGGUUUGGUCCCAGGUUUAAUGAUGUAUGCUACGAUAUGGCUCAGAGAACACAAUAGAGUCUGUGACAUCCUGAAACAGGAGCAUCCAGAAUGGGAUGAUGAGCGACUGUUCCAAACUACUAGACUCAUACUGAUAGGAGAGACGAUCAAGAUUGUUAUUGAAGACUACGUACAACACCUGAGUGGCUACCACUUCAAACUGAAGUUUGAUCCUGAGCUGUUGUUCAACCAACGCUUUCAAUACCAGAACCGCAUUGCAGCUGAAUUCAAUACUCUGUACCACUGGCAUCCGCUUCUGCCAGACACUUUUCAGAUACAUGACCAGGAGUACACUUUCCAGCAGUUCCUCUACAACAACUCUAUAAUGCUGGAACAUGGCCUUUCCCAUAUGGUCAAGUCUUUCUCCAAGCAAAGUGCUGGCAGGGUAAGCUUUUGUGAAAAAAAAAUUCCUGCUGCAGUACAGAAGGUAGCAAAAGCUUCAAUUGAUCAAAGCAGACAAAUGAGAUACCAGUCCUUGAAUGAGUACAGGAAGCGCUUCAUGUUGAAACCAUUUAAGUCAUUUGAAGAACUUACAGGAGAAAAAGAAAUGGCAGCAGAACUGGAAGAGCUUUAUGGAGACAUUGAUGCUAUGGAGCUGUAUCCAGGCCUCCUAGUAGAGAAGCCACGACCAGGUGCUAUCUUUGGUGAAACAAUGGUAGAAAUUGGAGCACCCUUCUCUCUGAAAGGACUGAUGGGAAACACUAUCUGCUCCCCUGAGUACUGGAAGCCCAGCACUUUUGGUGGAAAAGUGGGCUUUGAAAUAAUCAAUACUGCCUCCUUCCAGAAGCUCAUCUGCAACAAUGUGAAAGGCUGUCCUUUCACUGCUUUCCAUGUCUUAAAUCCUGAACCCACAGAGGCAACCAUUAAUGUUAGUACCUCCAACACAGCAAUGGAAGAUAUCAACCCCACAUUACUACUGAAAGAGCGAUCUGCUGAGUUAUAAAAUAUCCACCUAUUUAUUUAUUUAAUUAUAUAAAUUAUUUUAUUUAUAACUUAAUUAUUUCUUUUUUUAAAAGAGCUCAUUUGUCUUCACUUUGGGGUUUGCCCUAGAUUUCUUGCUCAGGUAAGGCUUCCAUUUACAAAAGGGAUUUUCUGUGUUUGAGCUCAACAGUAGCAAGUCCCUUGUUUAAAAUCUUCUGUAACAGAACUAUGUAUUCCAAAGUGGACAGAGGUUCCAAUUUUUUAAUACUGCUUUAAUACUUGACAGAAAGAGCAUCUUGUUGUGUGUGGGGUGGUGCGGUGGUGUGUGGUGUUUUUUUUUUUUUUUAAACUUGAUAGGGCACAACACUACAAAAGCAAGUUACUGCCUCAGCUUUUUAGACUUGAAAAUAGGCUGUAAAACUAAAAGGACAAAACACUUAAAUUUACUGCAAUUGAUAAUCUUCUUGGCAGUUUUCAUUAUUGGCACUCCAAGAUAAAUAAAAGAUUUAUAUGUACUUAUGCAACUUUUUGUUAUGUAAACUCAGAAAACGAGUUGCAUUUCCUCAUUGAUACUACCUCUCCCUUGUUGCAAAUAAGGCACUUUGUACAGUAACUUACACGUUCUUUUUUUGUGUCUAAAUCUGUGCUUUCCUGUGGCAUUACUCUCUAUUAUUAUUAUUUAAAGAGAACAGAACUUGUCUUGCAUCCUACUUGUAGCUUUGAAGCACAUCACAAAAGUAUUAUUUGUGCUGGGGAUGGUCUUAGUGGUACUGAGGUAGGAAUAACUGACCAUCACGCUGGAAUUCAAGGUUGCUUCUACUCUGAUAGCGAUGUCGUAUUUUGCAACUUUGGGAAGCUCUUAGAUUCCAAAGUAUUAGUGUUCCUUCCAUAGCUGUAGUUUUCUGGUCUACUUGAUAAUGUAACUUUAAUCUUUGUCACUUUAAGGACAAAUGGACAGUAUAGUUUUAGUUAAGGAUAUGACUACAGUGUAGAAUUAUCCCAGCUACUUAGUAGUUAGUUAGCUUGGUUCUACUGCAUGUACCUGAAAACAUCGUUGAGAUCAUUGGGGGAUAGGGAGGGAGGGAUAGCAGGGGAUAGUAAAAACGGGGAAGCUGUGUAAGCAUAUGCAGCAAAAAUGAAUCCAGAACUGAUCUGGCAAAAUUUCAUAGUGCCAGGACUUGAAGUUAGUUUAGGUCUACGUACACAAGCUGUAGUCAUGCUUUAGGGUUUUAUUUAUUUGGGGGGGUGAGAGGGGAAAUAAAGUUUUGCUUUAUAACUUAUAAACAGGGGCAUUUUAAGUAAGUAUUUUGUGCUAACUGGCCAACUUCUCUUAAGAUUAAAAAGAUUCUAUGCACAUUUGUCCUGAUCCAGCGCUAAAAUCUCUAGUCUUACCUGGGCACAUAAGAAUUGACACAGCAUUUUUUUAACUAGUACUUCAAAACUUGCAUAGAAGGCUGUGGGGGUCUGUUUGUUUGCUUGUUUUAAUUUCUGGAGGGGAAAUGUAGGAUGUCUUAUUAAAAACAGCUUAGGAACUAUAGGCAAAAAGAAGGUCACUCCAGACUGGAAGAGAGAGGCAACACAGUACUUUGUGCUAAGAAAAAGAUAAGUAAACUCAUGGCUACUUACAAAAAGGACCUCAAUCUCAUAUUACAUCUGAAUUUCUCCAGCCUCUUUGUAGAGGCUCAGUAAUACAUAAUAAGGGCUAUGCUACUACUACUAUGGUUUGACUGUGACUUCUGUGUCCCUGUUAAUUUGUCUAAAGACAUUGACUACCUUUUGCAGUGCAAGUUUGUAAUCCUUAAUGCAAACAGCUGAAGAUCUCCCAUUGUAAUCAAUACUAGUAUCUGAUUUGAGAUGGUCUUUGAUUAUAGAUGCUCGGGGUGCAGGAGAAGCAUUUAUUUUAGUUUUCUACUUGAAGCACUAAGAGGACAAGUUUCAGUCAAUUCUGCCUGAAAGGUGGUCAGCACUGUAAAUGUUAGUAAGUGAAAAUUAUUUAGCUAUCUGCAGUUGUCAUUCAAAUGCAUCUUUGGUGGAAGGCUGCUCUGAGAAAGUGUAUUCCAUUAACAAGGGAAAAGAAAGGAAAACUGUUGGGCUUAAAUUCAAAAGGAGACAACUCUAGACAGAUCUAGUUAUUUUGGGGUAGACAAAAAUGAGUUGACAAGAUUUAAGUCAAUGUUAAGUUAUAAGCUGGUUCAGAAAGGAAUCACGUUCACCUUGCAUUUUGUACUUUACAGCCAUGCUUUGGCAGUCACUUAUCUGUUACCCAACCUGCUGGGUUAGGCUGGGUUCAAAUUGCUCAUGAUAAAUGUGUAUGUCUGCAAUUAUUUAUUUAAAAUGCUAUGGAAUUGUUUUUACUUUAUUUUUGUAGAACAAAAAUUUUUUAA
This is a messenger RNA of Struthio camelus australis, 4154 nucleotides long. The record is from RefSeq and is a predicted model, not a curated record. Lineage: Eukaryota; Metazoa; Chordata; Aves; Struthioniformes; Struthionidae.